AAGACCGCACUUUUUUCUUCUCUCAGCUCGGAGAGACCUUGUCUGAGAAUCCCUAACUCUCCUGUUUCGUUCCCCGUACUUUUCUGCUGUCGUUGCCCAUUAUUUUUCUUCCCGUCAACUGUUCCUCCUCUUAGGACUUCAGUUUACUUCAUCUGGGUAUUGUAAUUUAAGAUCGAAAAAGAAGGGCGAGGAUGAAGAGAGGGAAGGAAGAAGAGAAGGGGCCGAUGUUCCCAAGGUUACAUGUGAAUGAUACAGAGAAAGGAGGACCACGAGCACCACCUAGGAAUAAGAUGGCUCUCUAUGAACAGUUUAGUAUUCCUUCUCAAAGGUUCAACCCAAAUUCUUCUUCUAACAUACUUUCUCAACCACCAUCCUCAACCCGAGGGAAUGGCCGUGAGAGAAAUUAUAUCUUCCCUGUUCGUUUGCCUUCACAAACACCCACUUGUCGAGCCGAAAGUUAUAUUUCUGGCCAAUCUGAUGGAGGAAGCUCUAACACUUCAUUUAUGCAACUUGAACAGAGAAAAAAAGUGGACGAAGAUGACUUUUGUGUAUAUAUUCAAUCGAGGGCUGGUCAGUCUAAUGACAAAACACUGGAGAGUUUCAAUAAAAAAAAAUUCACUCCUUUGGGCACUAGGAAUUUCUGUUCUUCAGUUUCACUGCAAAAUGAUGCUGACAAGGAUCCAAGUCCAACACAAUUUGGCUCCCCCCUCGUUGGUAUGAGAAAAGAUGUGAGAAGUGAGAAUCAAGGGCACCCAAAAGUAAGUUCAAGUAGACAGCAACCUAUAAUGUCUGUUAAAAACAAAGCAAGUGGAGAAAUUGAAGAUCAAGUGAUGCAAGCCAAAGUGUUUCCAAAUCAAGAGGAUCAAGAUUGUUCCGUGCCAAAUAUAAGAUGUCAGGAUGAUGCUUGCUUACAGCAGGAGUAUGUAGAUGGGUCCCAAUACAAAGAAAUUGAUCGGGGAAAUGAUCUCUCUACAAGGGAUAUGGAUAAUGAAAAUGCCCUUGUACCAAAAGGCUGCUUUUGUGCCACAGCAAACCAAACCAGUCUACUUGAGGCAUCCAAUGACGCUGAAUAUCAUGACACCGGGUCUGGCAGCCCAAUACAGAAGGAAAAUUUAGAAGAAAGUGGUGACUUUUCCAAGGUUUCCAUUGUAAAAAAAAUAUCAUGCCUGAAAGUUUCUCCUGAUGAUGUUGUAGGCAUAAUAGGUCAAAAACGGUUCUGGAAAGCACGACGAGAAAUUGCCAAUCAACAGAGAGUGUUUGCAGUCCAAGUGUUUGAAUUGCACAGGCUGAUAAAGGUCCAACAGCUGAUUGCUGCAUCACCGGAUAUUUUGCUUGAAGAUGGUGCUUUCAUUGGAAAUUUUCCUCGGAAAGGAUCUACUCCUAAAAGCCUUGCAUUGGAAGUUGUUGUUGAACCUCAGCAACAAAAUCAUAAGCGGCAAAAUGAUUCUGAAAAGCCAAACCAUAAAACGGAAUGUUCUGCCGAGAAUGCAGUUGGGAAAAAAACAUCCUUUUCAUCCCGGAAAAAUGGUAGCCACCUUACAAAUCACACCCCUUUUCCUGGAAAUCCGCAGCAGGCAAAUGAAACUACUGAUAAUAGAACGAGUCCCUGGUGUUUCAAUCAGUCACCAGGACACCAGUGGUUAAUUCCUGUUAUGUCUGCUUCUGAAGGGCUCGUCUACAAGCCAUAUCCUGGGCCUGGAUUCACAGGAACAAUGCAGGGAGGACCAUUUGGACAAGUACCUUUUGGUGCUACUUUCAUGAACCCUGCUUAUGGAAUCCCAGCUUCUCAUCAGGUUCCACAGUUCGUUCCUCCAGGCAGUCAUGCCUGCUUCCCUCCCUAUGGCAUGCCGGUAAUGAAUCAAGCAGCAUCAGGAUCAGCGGUUGAACAGGUGAACCGGUUUGCUGCACAGGGUUCUCAUGGUCAAAAUGCUCAUGCAUCUGUAGAGGGAGCCAAUUUCAAUACUCAUCAUAAUCAAAGCUCAUCUAACUUGCGAAUUCAGAGGAAUGAAACACAGAAAUUUCAGGUGUCAAAAGGAAGAGAGCUACAGGGGAGCCCAGCAAGUAGUCCAAGUGAAAUGGCACAAGGAAUCAGAGAAAGGAAACUUUCUGAAGCAAGUGUUGAUGCACAUUCUCUUUUCCUUCAGUCUCUUGAAACCAGACACCAAACUCAAGUAAUCAAAGUCGUGCCACAUAACCGAAAUUCUGCAACAGAAUCUGCAGCUAGAAUUUUUCGAUCGAUUCAGGAAGAGAGAAAACAGUAUGAUUUAGCCUGAUGCUGUUUGCGGAUGUGGAACUUCAGGGUUGAGUUUUUGCGUGUUUGGUUCAGGUUUUAUACAUGACGCACGUUCAUUUCAACACAACAUAGUGUAGCAUCAGGAAAAUAAACGCACAUAAAUAUGCUUUUGACGCUGAACCAGACACGCUCUUUGUAUAGUGCGUUUAGUUCUUGUACUUGUUGUAUGACAAUAUGUAUCGAGCUGUUGUUACCUUUCCCUUUGGUUGUGUCUUGAUUACACCAUAUUCGUAUGUAGAUAUUAUAUGGGAUGUUAAAAUUGAUAAAAUGUAAUAUUAGUGUAUGUUGUCUCCUUGUACAAUGAUGUUUUCAUUUUGCCGUUGGAAUUGACUUACUAAGUGUGGGAUGCUCUUCAUCCCAUGAGAGAGAGGGGUUGAGUUUUGACCCUUGUGUGUAUUUCUUCACUAUUUUGAUUCAUUCCAUUAGAUUGCAAAACCAGAGUUUGACACUGGAAGAUAGAGCAUAAUAUCGAUGUAAAUUAAGAGUGAAAAAUCAGGCCUCUACAGUUGUUUACAGUUUUCUUUGUUUGUUUUAUGGUCCAAAACUUGUUUAUACAGCUUGCUUAGUAUCUAAUUUAUCAUUUGUUGUUCAU
Abrus precatorius (Indian licorice) is the source of this 2885-nucleotide messenger RNA. RefSeq names its product protein HEADING DATE 3B-like. The coding region runs from base 192 to 2273 and encodes 693 amino acids. The transcript has 4 exons. The record is from RefSeq and is a predicted model, not a curated record. Gene Ontology annotation, biological process: regulation of photoperiodism, flowering. Lineage: Eukaryota; Viridiplantae; Streptophyta; Magnoliopsida; Fabales; Fabaceae.